UUAUAAUUCAAGUGAAUGGAGCGCCAGUACCGCUAUGGUUCAAUGUUUUAAGCGCAAGGUAGUAGGAAAUCUGCCUUGAAUAACUUGCAAGGCAAAAUCAUGCAGAUUUCAUUAAUGAUAAAAUCAGUGUAUCUUAAAUCCGACGUUUUAUUGAAUUAAUGUGAUCAGAUAACUCGAAGUUCUCAAAACACGCAUACAUUUGAUUUGGUAGGUUAUAAUCAUUGUGUGAGACACAUAAGCAUUAUGAAGACUUUCUCCAAUAAAGCGCAACUAAACGAUUUGUGUUUGUUUGAACACGAACUUAUGCAGUUGCUGUUGGUGCAAAAAUAUACUGGUGUAAACAUUGUCCACGAACAUUUUCCUUUAUGCAACGUUGUUUCGAAUAUCGAAUUGACAUGUUUGGCAGAUUAUUAUUAUCAAGAAACACAAAACACGUGGGCAUAUUAACAGUUGUAUGCAAAUAGUAAAUAAUAAUGAGAUAAACAUAUGUGUUAUGUCCCUCAUGUUUUUGAUACUUGAGUUCUUUGAUUCUUUAAUUAACACAUUUCCCUGACACUCUGCCCUUAUUAAACAGUAGUAGCAAAUGUGGAUUACAUGCUAUUAAAUAUUGUUGAACAGGGUAAAAAUAUAAAUACAUUGAUAUUAAAAAUAAUGAGAUUAUUAAAAGUGAUAAGAAAGCUUCUUAGAAGAUAAUUUAAUCCAGAAGCACAGAAUAAUGCGUACCUUAAACAAAGCUAAACUGAUAUUCCUUUUUAGAAGCUAUUUUAAUAUAUUAAUUUAUGAAUUAAAUGACAGUUCUUGAAACAUGUUCUUUAAUAUGUGUACAUGGUUGCGAUAGAACAAAAUCCUAAUAAAAUGUCAGUUGCUUCCUGUUCAAAAGUAAAUAGAAUGGAUACUGUGAAUAGUAAAGGAGAGGUGAUACAUGAAAAAUGGGAACGUUUUCAUAAUUGGGUACAUUGUAUAUGCAUUGUUACUUUUGAUCUUGAAUUAGGUCAAGCUAUAGAGGCUAUAUAUCCACCUCAUAUCAAACUAUCUGAACAAGAGAGGUCUAAUGUCUGUUAUCUUGCUUUCCCUGAUUCUAACUCUGGCUGUAUGGGAGAUACACAAUAUCAUGUUAGAAUAAGACAGAAUGGAGCUGCAAUUCAAGACACUACAGCUUUGAAGGAAUAUGAUAGAAGAUCACCACCGUUUUUACAGUGUGACAAAGAUUAUUAUUGGGGCUAUGUAUACUUUCGUCAAGUGAAAGACAAGUCUCUUCCAAGAGGAUAUUUUCAAAAGAGUAUUGUUAUUAUUACAAAACUGCCAUUCGUGAAUCUCUUUGGCGAAUUGUGCGCUUUAAUUGCACCUGAGUUUUUCGAAAUGGGUAAUGCAGUUAUGGAAGCCAUCGUAAGAGAAAUUGACCAAUGGCCACCACCAGUACCUGGUCAAACAGUGCAUUUACCACUUAUGGGUGUUUUAUUUCAGACAUAUAUCCCAAAUCAAAAUUAUAAAGCAACUGCGCCCACAAUUGCUGCCAUGGAUUAUGCGCCAAAUUUUAACGCGACUCGACUAAUUUUAACGUCUGCCUAUGAAGGAGAUAUGUUUAGAAGUUUAGCUAGUGUUGUAAAUUAUGUACAUUUAUUAUGGGAAUUAGUAUUACUUAGUGAACCAAUAGUUGUUAUGGCUGGUUCACCUACUGGUUGCUCUGAAAUGGUUCAAGCACUCAUCGCACUGAUAGCGCCAUUAAAAUAUUGUGCUGACCAUCGACCUUAUUUUACAAUUCAUGAUUCUGAGUUCAAAGAAUACACUACAGAUGCUCCAUCACCUCCUGCUGUAAUAUUAGGUGUAACUAAUCCAUUUUUCGCUAAAACGCUGCAGCAUUGGCCUCAUAUUAUAAGGAUAAGCAAUGGAACUAACAAUGAAAAUCAAAGGUACAAAAUAAAAAAAUCAGAGAAUCUCAAGGUGCUAGAUUCAAAACCGGGAGUGUACACACAAUAUAAACCUUUCCUUCAAAAAGAUAAAACUAUAUUGAAAAAGUUAUUUAGGGGAAUCCAGACAAAACGACCGGGUGCAGUGCAAACAGCCCUUCUAAAACGUCAUUUAAUUGAACUUACUGAAAGUUUUAUGAUACCACUUGAAAGAUACAUUGCAACUCUUAUGCCACUACAAAAAGACAUAUCACCUUUUAAAGCUACGCCCAUACCUGAGUUAUUUAAUCCAGAUGAUUUUUUGGCAACUUUAAGUAGCGCCGGACCACAACUAACUACCGGCAUAAAAGGAGAUUGGGUUGGAUUGUACAGGAGAUUUUUUCGAUCUCCCAACUUUUCCGGGUGGUUUCACACUAGAUAUACCGAGUUAUCACAAAAGUUACAAGUUAUACAACUCGAAGCAUUAUCGCAAGCGGACCUGAAGACCUGGGUGCAAGGAAAGCAAGAGGUCGAGCUGGUAGAUAUGAUUCUUAGAAUUCGGCAAAAAUUAGAAAAAACUUAUAUUGAUGAAGUACCUAUAGGUAAUUCCGUGAGAGAAAAACUUCAGGAAAGAAUAGACGACAUUACUCAUACAUUACCGGAUGACUUGAAAGACAUUUUGAAUCAUGAGUCUUGACAUUACGAUUAUUUUAUUAGUUUAAAAACUUGCUAAUUAAUAUCUCCACCUGAAUAAAGUCUAUGAUCAUGGGUGCGUAAUAAUGAGAAUUAGAUUGAAAAUAUUUCUAAACGUCGCUCUCUCUGUUCAUAAGUGUAAAACGGUGCGAACGAAAAAUGGGACUGAGAGUAUUAAAAUACGCAUAAGGCAUAGAAGUUGUAAAAAACUGACUGGAUGUAUUUUAGAAAGAACGAUUCAAUUUAAUUUAUGAUUCGUUUUAAUUUAUGUUUAAAUACUCCAAGGUGGAUAGGAACAGGACCACUUUUCCUUUUUAUAUGUAACAUGAAACGUGAUACAAAAGUCAAUAAUGGUGUGUGAAGAUAUUUCAUAGGUGCGACGAAAGACUUACGAGCUCACGUUAAUCUUUCUAUACUAACAAAAUGUUAAGUAUAUAUUUAUCUCAAUAUUUUUUUCUAAUUGAAUGUUAUUUUUUAAUAUUUUACCAUUCAUAGCCAUGUUACAUAAUCAAAUUUCUUCCUAAUACUGUUUAUUUAAGUAAUUUAUUAAUAAUUUUGGAUUGGUUUUUUUUUAAUAUUAAAAGAUGGAAUAAUUUUUAUUCCAAAAUGAUUAUGAACUCUAAUUACAUGUGAAUGUAACAGAAGAAUACUAACUCUGUUACAUGUAUAUAUAUGUUUAACUUGAGAUCUGUAAAUACUGAUAUGAAUGAUGAA
This is a messenger RNA of Megachile rotundata (alfalfa leafcutting bee), 3293 nucleotides long. RefSeq names its product protein DENND6A. Gene Ontology annotation, molecular function: guanyl-nucleotide exchange factor activity. Gene Ontology annotation, cellular component: recycling endosome. The record is from RefSeq and is a predicted model, not a curated record. Lineage: Eukaryota; Metazoa; Arthropoda; Insecta; Hymenoptera; Megachilidae.